UUCCAAUCAUUGGCUGUCCCUAAUGGUCUUGUGGCGAACCUCUUUGGCCCAGUUGAGGGUAAACGCCAUGAUAGCGCGAUGCUUGCCCAGUCUGAUUUAUACAAUAAGCUUCAACAGCUAGAUCCCUUACCAAGUGAAAAUCCUGUUUGUAUUUACGGUGACCCUGCCUAUCCUCAUCGACCUCAAUUACAAUGCCCAUUCAAAGGAGCGAGAAUAACUCCUGAACAACAAGAAUGGAACAAAGCGAUGAGCAGCGUACGCGUAUCUGUAGAGUGGAUUUUUGGGGACAUUGUGAAUUACUUCAAAUUCAUUGACUUUAAAAAACCCCUAAAAAUUCAACUAAGUGCAGUUGGGAAAAUGUAUAUUUGUUGCACUUUACUUCAUAAUGCCAGAUGUUGUUUUUAUGGCUCAAUAACCUCACAGUUUUUUGAACUAGAACCUCCAUCCAUAAAUGAAUACUUUGUGUGA
Molecule: messenger RNA, 468 nt
Organism: Paramuricea clavata
Lineage: Eukaryota; Metazoa; Cnidaria; Anthozoa; Malacalcyonacea; Plexauridae
Source: the annotation of a GenBank genome assembly